Dunckerocampus dactyliophorus (ringed pipefish) is the source of this 1942-nucleotide messenger RNA. RefSeq names its product DEP domain containing 4 (gene depdc4). The record is from RefSeq and is a predicted model, not a curated record. Gene Ontology annotation, biological process: intracellular signal transduction. The transcript has 9 exons. Lineage: Eukaryota; Metazoa; Chordata; Actinopteri; Syngnathiformes; Syngnathidae. The coding region runs from base 155 to 1747 and encodes 530 amino acids.
GUAAGAUACUGUAUAUGGCCCAUGUUACAUACUCCGGUACAGUAGGUGGCGGUAUGCACCUUUUCAAGUCAUGGUUGCAACCCGCCAUUAAACUAAAAGAAGAAGAAGAAGAAGACGACGAAGAAGACACCAAUGACGUCACAGGUGUAGCAAAAUGGCGGUUGAUUUGACUCUUCGAUUUAGACGCCUCAACAGUCAAACGCGAAGUUUUCGUGAAAGUUUGCAGGAUAAUGUAGGUUUCUCAGGCCCCUUUGGUGCCACUCAGCUGUGGCACAACAUCAUCCACCACCUGCACAGCCAGGUGGAGGUGCGCCGCCACCGAAGGCACCUGUGCGUCCAUGCCGAGAGCUUCACUGGCUCGGACGCCGUCGACGCUGUCCUCAGCUACCUGAUGCAGAACGCUGCCUUUUGCGCAAGUGACGUCUCCCGUCUCAAAGCCGCUCGCCUCUGCCAGGCCCUGAUGGAGGCCAAGGUGUUUGAGCCGGUGGGCGCCAAGCUCUUUCGCCGCGACAAGGAAGUGGCGUUCGAGGACAGCGGUGGAAGCCUUUACCGUUUCCUGGAGUCUAAAUCCGACAUGACGCCGGACGUCAGCAGCGACGCAGAAAACCAAACAAAAGAGCUGACAAUGAAGAAGAGCAAGCACGCCAGGUUGAAUGACAUGCACAUGAUCGCCAAUCCUCUAGCUGUGGGAUUAUCUGACAAGAAGGUGGAGACGUUGCUGAGGUCCCUCAAUUUGCCGCCUUCAACCACUACGUCCACUACCUUUCUUCCCAAAACCGUGGUGGAGGAGGUGUGGAAGCAGCAGACCUUGCUGCAGCUGCUGCAUAUAGUGGAGCUGCCCGUGCUGGACAGCAUCCUGGCUUCACCAGCCAAGAGGGGGAGGCCUCCACUGGGCAAUCAGUACCUGGUUAUUCCCAAUACCUACCUGGAGAGAGAGCUGCCAGACACCCUCAAUCUACCCCUGUGGGAUGGGUGGCUGUCAGCAGCCUUAGACUGCCUGGAGCUGUUCCCAGACCAGCUGAUCGUGGUUGCAGGGGAGCAGCUUCGGCGUCAAGAUGGCGUGGAGACGUCAGAGCAAGCGGCGAGCCAAAAGAGAGUCCUCUUCGACACCAUCGCCAAGUACUACAGCGGACGGGAAAAGGCUCCAAUUCUCUCAGGACUCUACCUGGACGUAUAUGUUGCCAUACUUAAGCUGCUGGAAGAAGCCAAGGUGCGGGACGCCAUCAGAGCGUCUCAACUGUGUCUCCGUCUCCUGCAGACGAGCUCGCGGGACGAGCUCAGACGUCUUUUAGCCUACAUGGCUGCGGCGGCUCGCCCGCACGCCUGCCGCCUACAAAGACAGAGCAAUAACCGCAUGGUGGUCAGCCGCACUUUCCAGAAGGCCAUCGUCCAUGAUGCUGAACUCACUAAAUCCCAGAGCGAGACCUUGGUGCUGUUUUUCAUGGACAACCACACAGAUCUCUUUAAGACCCCUACGUCCCUCAUUGAAGCUGUCCACAGCACACUAAGGAGCAUGCAGGAGGGUAAAGAUGCCGACUCCAUUGCCACGUUCACCUUCUGCAAGGAGGUGACGCCGCAGCAGUACCGGGAGCAGUGCGAGGAUGCCACGCUGGAUGGUCUCAAGCAUCUCCUGCGGGACAUCUCCUCCAUCAGCGGCGUGACUGCUAAGGAGAGGAGGAGGCUCCUCAAGGAGUUUGAGAGGCAUCACCCCGUGGUCUUCCUCCAGCAUCUCUCCAGCGCCUUCUAAACACAGCACUAUUGGAGUCGGUACUCUGCCGGUGGCAACUUUAUGGCUCUUAAAAUAUCACUUUUACUGGUUCUAUUGAGAUUUUUGUCAAAUUCUAAAGGAGCUGUUUCGAAGCAACAGCUCAAGUAGACCCCAAUGAUGAGCAACAUAUAUGGACCAAUGAGGGAAAGGCUUCUUGAGGCGUCAUCUGUACUU